AUGGUGUUUUGCGAGGCCACCAACAUCCGUGCACUGUGGGACAAGCACAAGGAUCCAAUGUCUGAAGAUUACAUGCGGGACAACUCUAACACAAUAGCAGUAGAGCAAAUGGUGCUUAGAGACAUACGGGAUAUUGUUCAUUCUAUGGGGAAGGAUAUCAGAAAUUAUGUUCUUCCUGAGGUGAAGGACACAGAUUAUCUCCUUAGAAUUGGAAAUGGAACUGAACGGAUGAUUGGAGAUGAUUAUGUUCGUCUACCUGAUGACAUUGUGAUUGGUUAUACAGACACCGAAGAUUCAAUAAAUAAACUCAUUCAAGAUGUAUUCCCAUCACUUGAGGAAAAUGCAAGAUCAAUAGCUUAUAUGAUCAUCUGUGCCAUUCUUUCAACCAAAAAUGAGCAUGUGGGUCAGCUGAACGCAAAGAUGAUUGAUAAAUUUCCAGGCCAGGAAAAGGUUUAUCACAGCUUCGACUCUGUCGAUGAUGAUUCACACAAUCACUACCCUAUUGAGUUUCUGAACUCGAUCACUCCAAAUGGCCUCCCCCCACAUGUGCUCAAAGUAAGAAUCAACUGUCCUAUGAUUCUUCUCCGCAACCUUGAUCCUAACAAUGGCUUGUGCAAUGGAAUAAGACUAAUUGUUAGAGCAUUCCAAGACAAUGCAAUUGAUGUCGAAAUUGUUGGUGGACAACAUGUAGGCAAAAGGGUGUUCAUACCAAGGAUCACUUUGUUUCCCUCGGACGAUAUUUCACUUCCUUUCAAGUUCAACAGGAAACAAAUCCCAAUAUGUCUAAAUUUUGCAAUGACCAUAAAUAAAUCGUAG
Phragmites australis (common reed) is the source of this 816-nucleotide messenger RNA. RefSeq lists its product as uncharacterized. The record is from RefSeq and is a predicted model, not a curated record. Lineage: Eukaryota; Viridiplantae; Streptophyta; Magnoliopsida; Poales; Poaceae. Bases 1 to 816 code for a protein of 271 amino acids. The transcript has 2 exons.